AGCUUAUGUGCUUGCACUCCUUGCACCUUCUAUUCCUCGAGGGCUUCGACAUGGUUUUCUCUAGUUUUCUGACAAAGCCUAAGAACAAGGCAUACUGGAGGAAUGGGUCCAUUCAAUCUGGUCAAGUGACCAUCACGAAGACAGAGCCCGAAUCUACGGAUAAUGCAGACCCAAAAAUGAGGUCCACGAUAAGGAUACUUUUAUGCGACUCAGGGGCAGGCAAAAGGGUAGCUUGCAAGUUCAGCGACGGCCUCAGUGGAAGGUGCCUUGCUUUGUGAACUGGAUGUACAUGUGAUGCUCAACAAUGGAGGCUAUCCCUAUGCUUUUGUUCGAUACGACCACAUCUCAUCACAUCACACCAACGACAUACAACGUACAACAUAUCCCCAGUACCAGCCAGCUCGAUCGAUAUAAAGGUAAUGGGAACUUUCUGUUUCCGAACAGCAUCACUUUGGGUCUUGAUACGUGAGGUCACCGUCAACGCACUAAAAUGACACCAUGACUCGAAAAGUGUGGCCGGAUAACUGUUGGUGGAAUUCACGAAGUGGUAAGUCAUAGGGUGAUACCACCUCAGUGCAAACGACGGAUGACUGCAAAGGACCGUUUGUGGAACUACUACAGAACAGUAUAAAUUUGAUUCUUUUGCGCCAGACUCCUACUCACCCCAGACUCAUCAUCUUUUUGGGUCUCGUCACAGUGUCUACAAGGAACCAUCACGAUCUUCAAACCUGAGGGAGGGUAUACAUACUUACGUUACACUCGUCUGCCAAACUUGUCUGUCAUACCACUAUCGAGUGUCGGCCACCGACGAAUAUCACGCAGCCUCGGAAGGAGGGACAGAUAUAUUGAAACCACGAUCCGGUUCAUCAACGGGGAGGUUGUUGUCACACGUACAACACUCGGCCUGUUUCCCCCUUCAAUGGUUCUUCCAGCGUCACCUUCGCUCGAAUCUCAAAACAGUACGACGAUAGACCCGAUAUCGCCAAUGGCUGAACGAGUAUAUGCCCCACCUGGACGGGUAUCGAUUGCUUCACAGGCUCCGGAACCCGAACCUGACAUAGAUGUCACAACGACCACGACCACGGCCACGACCACGACGACAACUCAGGCCUGCACAAUUCAACCACAAGAGCCAGCCACGGUCGUCACUGCUCCACCCCCGGCACACGUCAGGACGAACUUGAGAGGAGGAUGUGAUGACAUGGAUGACGGAUGUUUUUGGUGCUUAUUUUGCACGGGAAUGAUGGCCUGUUUCACGUGCUGUGAGGAGUACGAUAUUUAGGAGCUAUUGACAUGUUGAACCAUUCAACGAAUAGAUGCAAUAAACGAGAUCUUCGACGCUAGGGCAAUGGUUCAUAUGCGCACAGGAGUCAGUUCUACGUUAGGAAGGAGGCUGAAAACGUCACAGUAGUUUGGUACGACAACGACCAUUGGCACUGUUUAUCCAACAUUUAGUGGCGUGGGAUGGACAGCAGCAAAAUCAAAUGUCAUGAGGGUAGAUUGAACGAC
Molecule: messenger RNA, 1509 nt
Organism: Exophiala oligosperma
Lineage: Eukaryota; Fungi; Ascomycota; Eurotiomycetes; Chaetothyriales; Herpotrichiellaceae
Exons: 1
Coding region: 920-1282 (120 amino acids)
Source: RefSeq, a predicted model, not a curated record